AUGUCUGUCAGCACCACACUGGUGACCAGUUCUGAGGCUAGCACCCUUUCAACAACUCCUGUUGACUCCAACACUCCUGUGACCACUUCAACUGAAGCCACUUCAUCUUCUACAACUGCUGAAGGUACCAGCAUGCCAACCUCAACUUAUACUGAAGGAAGCACUCCAUUAACAAGUAUGCCUGUCAACACCACACUGGUGGCCAGUUCUGAGGCUAGCACCCUUUCACCAACUCCUGUUGACACCAGCACACCUGUGACCACUUCAACUGAAGCCAGUUCCUCUCCUACAACUGCUGAUGGUGCCAGUAUGCCAACAUCAACUCCUAGUGAAGGAAGCACUCCAUUAACAAGUAUGCCUGUCAGCACCACGCCGUUGACCAGUUCUGAGGCUAGCACCCUUUCAACUACUCCUGUUGACAUAAGCACACCUAUCACCACUUCUACUGAAGCCAGUUUAUCUCCUACAAUUGCUGAAGGUACCAGCAUACCAACCUCAACUGUUAGUGAAGGAAGCAUUCCAUUAACAAGUAUGCCUGUCAGCACGACCUCGGUAGCCAGUUCUGAGGCUAGCACCCUUUCAACAACUCCUGUUGACUCCAACACUCCGGUGACCACUUCUCCUGAAGCCAGUUCAUCUCCUACAACUGCUGAAGGUACUAGCAUGCCAACCUCAACACCUAGUGAAAGAAGCACUCCAUUAACAAGUAUACCUGUCAGCACCACGCUGGUGUCCAGUUCUGAGGCUAACACCCUUUCAACAACUCCUGUUGAUGCCAACACUCCGGUGACCACAUCUACUGAAGCCACUUCCUCUCCUACAACUGCUGAAGGUACCAGCAUGCCAAUCUCAACUAGUGAAGGAAGUACUCCAUUAACAAGUAUAGUUGUCACCACCACGCCAGUGGCCAGUUCUGAGGCUAACACCCUUUCAACAACUCCUGUUGAGUCCAACACUCCGGUGACCAGUUCUACUGAAGCCAGUUCCUCUCCUACAACUGCUGAAGGUACGAGCAUGCCAAUUUCAACUCCUAGGGAAGGAAGUACUCCAUUAACAAGUAUAAUUGUCACCACCAUGCCAGUGGCCAGUUCUGAGGCUAACACCAUUUCAACAACUCCUGUUGACACCAGGACAAGUGUGACCACUUCUUCUCAAGCCAGUUCAUCUCCAACAACUGUUGACAGUACCAGCAUCCCAACCUCAACUCCUAGUGAAGGAAUCACUCCAUUAACAAGUAUGCCUGUAAGCACCAGGCCAGUGGCCAGUUCUGAGGCUAACACCCUUUCAGCAACUCCUGUUGACUCCAACACUCCGGUGACCACUUCAACUGAAGCCAGUACAUCUCCUACAACCGCUGAAGGUACCAGCAUGCUAACCGCAACUCCUGGAGAAAGAAGCACUCCAUUAACAACUAUGCCUGUCAGCACCACACUGGUUGCCAGUUCUGAGGCUAAAACCCUUUCAACAACUCCUGUUGACACCAGCAUACCUGUCACCACUUCUACUGAAGCCAGUUCCUCUCCUACAACUGCUGAAGGUACCAGCUUGCCAACCUCAACUCCUAAUGAAGGAAGUACUCCAUUAACAAGUAUGCCUGUCAGCACCACAACGGUGGCCAGUUCUAAAACGAGCAUGCUUUCAAAAACUCCUGCUGACACCAGCACACCUGUGACCACUUAUUCUCAAGCCAGUUCACCUCCUACAACUGCUGAUGGUAUCAGCUUGCCAACCUCAACUUAUAGUGAAGGAAGCACUCCACUAACAAGUAUGUCUGUCAGCACCACGCUGGUGGUCAGUUCUGAGGCCAGCACCCUUUCCACAACUCCUGUUGACAUCAGCGCACCUGUCACCACUUCUACUGAAGCCAGUUCAUCUCCUACAACUGCUGAAGGCAGCAGCAUACCAACCUCAAGUCCUAGUGAAGGAACCACUCCAUUAGCAAGUAUACCUGUCAGCACCACGCCGGUGGUCAGUUCUGUGGCUAAUACCCUUUCAACAACUCCUGUUGACACCAGCACUGCGGUGACGACUUCUACUGAAGCCAGCUCAUCUCCUACAACCGCUGAAGGUACCAGCUUGCCAAUCUCAACUACUAGUGAAGGAAACACUCCAUUAACAACUGUGUCUGUCAGCACCAUGCCGGUGGCCAGUUCUGAGGCUAGCACCCUUUCAACAACUCCUGCUGACACCAGCACACCUGUGACCAGUUCUACUGAAGCCAGUUCCUCUCCUACAAUAGCUGAAGGUACCAGCAUGCCAAUCUCAACUCCUAGUGAAGCAAGUACUCCAUUAACAAGUAUACCUGUCAGCACCACUCCAGUGGCCAGUCCUGAGGCUAGCACCCUUUCAACAACUCCUGUUGACACCAGCACACCUGUGACCACCUCUACUGAAAGCCAUACAUCUCCUACAAUUUCUGAAGGUACCAGUAUGCCAACCUCAACUCCUAGUGAAGGAAGUACUCCAUUAACAAGUAUGCCUGUCAGCACCAUGCCGGUAGUCAGUUCUGAAGCUAGCACCCUUUCAGCAACUCCUGUUGACACCAGCACACCUGUCACCACUUCUACUGAAGCCAGUUCAUCUCCUACAACUGCUGAAGGUAUCAGCAUACCAACCUCAACUCCUAGUGAAGGAACGACUCCAUUAACAAUUAUACCUGUAAGCAACACGCUGGUGGCCAGUUCUGAGGCUAGCAGCCUUUCAACAACUCCUCUUGACUCCAACACUUCUUUGACCACUUCUACUGAAGCCAGUUCAUCUCCUCCCACUGCUGAAGGUACCAGCAUGCCAAGCUCAACUCCUAGUGAAGGAAGCACUCCUUUAACAAGUGUGGCUGUCAGCACCACAACGGUGGCUACUUCUGAAACGAGCACCCUUUCAACAACUCCUGCUUACACCGGCACACCUGUGACCACUUAUUCUCAAGCCAGUCCAUCUCCUAUAACUGCUGAAGGUACCAGCAUACCAAUCUCAAGGCCUAGUGAAGGAAGCACUCCACUAACAAGCAUGCCUGUCAGCACCACGCCGGUGGUCAGUUCUGAGGCUAACACCCUUUCAAAAACUCCUGUUGACUCCAACACUCCGGUGACCACUUCUACUGAAACCAGUUCAUCUCCUACAACCGCUGAAGGUACCAGCUUGCCAACCUCUACUACUAGUGAAGGAAGCACUCCUUUAACAACUGUGUCUGUCAGCACCAUUCCGGUGGCCAGUUCUGAGGCCAGCACCCUUUCAACAACUCCUGCUGAUACCAGCACACCUGUGACCAUUUCUACUGUAGCCAGUUCCUCUCCUACAACUGCUGAAGGUACCAGCAUGCCAAUCUCAACUCCUAGUGAAGGAAGAACUCCAUUAACAGGUAUACCUGUCAGCACCACUCCAGUGGCCAGUCCUGAGGCUAGCACCCUUUCAACAACUCCUGUUGACUCCAACAGUCCUGUGCUCACUUCUACUGAAGUCAGUUCAUCUCCUACAUCUGCUGAAGGUACCAGCAUGCCAACCUCAAUCUAUAGUGAAGGAAGCACUCCAUUAACAAGUAUGCCUGUCAGCACCUCGACGGUGGCCAGUUCUGCAAUCAGCACCCUUUCAACAACUCCUGUUGACACCAGCACACCUGUGACCACCUCUACUGAAACCCAUACAUCUCCUACAACUUCUGAAGGUACCAGCAUGCCAACCUCAACUUCUAGUGAAGGAAGUACUCCAUUAACAAGUAUGCCUGUGAGCACCAUGCCGAUACUCAGUUCUGAGGCUAGCACCCUUUCAACAACUCCUGUUGACACCAGCACACCUGUCACCACUUCUACUGAAGCCAGUUCAUCUCCUACAACUGCCGUAGGUAUCAGCAUACCAACCUCAACUCCUAGUGAAGGAACGACUCCAUUGACAAGUAUACCUGUCAGCAACACUCUGGUGUCCAGUUCUGAGGCUAGCACCCUUUCAACAACUCCUGCUGACACCAGCACAGCUGUGACCACUUCUACUGAAGCCGGUUCCUCUCCUACAACUGCUGAAGGUACCGGCAUGCCAAUCUCAAUUCCUAGUGAAGGAAGUACUCCAUUAACAAAUAUACCUGUCAGCACCACUCCAGUGGCCAGUCCUGAGACUAGCACCCUUUCAACAACUCAUGUGGACACCAGCACACCUGUGACCACCUCUACUGAAUCCCAUACAUCUCCUGCAACUUCUGAAGGUACCAGUAUGCCAACCUCAACUCCUAGUGAAGGAAGUACUCCAUUAACAAGUAUGCCUGUCAGCACCAUGCCAGUAGUCAGUUCUGAGGCUAGCACCCUUUCAGCAACUCCUGUUGACACCAGCACACCUGUCACCACUUCUACUGAAGCCAGUUCAUCUCGUACAACUGCUGAAGGUAUCAGCAUACCAACCUCAACUCCUAGUGAAGGAACGACUCCAUUAACAGUUAUACCUGUCAGCAACACGCCGGUGUCCAGUUCUGAGGGUAGCACCCUUUCAACAACUCCUCUUGACUCCAACACUUCUUUGACCACUUCUACUGAAGCCAGUUCAUCUCCUACAACUGCUGAAGGUACCAGCAUGCCAAGCUCAACUCCUAGUGAAGGAAGCACUCCUUUAACAAGUGUGCCUGUCAGCACCACAACGGUGGCCAGUUCGGAAAGGAGCACCCUUUCAACAACUCCUGCUUACACCGGCACACCUGUGACCACUUAUUCUCAAGCCAGUACAUCUCCUAUAACUGCUGACGGUGCCAGCAUGUCAACCUCAACUUAUAGUGAAGGAAGCACUCCACUAACAAGUAUGCCUGUCAGCACCAUGCCGGUGGUCAGUUCUGAGGCUAACACGCUUUCCACAACUCCUGUUGACACCAGCACACCUGUCACCACUUCUACUGAAGCCAGUUCAUCUCCUACAACUGCUGAAGGUAGCAGCAUACCAACCUCAAGGCCUAGUGAAGGAAGCACUCCAUUAGCAGGUAUGCCGGUCAGCACCUCGUCGGUGGUCAGUUCUGAGGCUAACACCCUUUCAAAAGCUCCUGUUGACUCCAACACUCCGGUGACCACUUCUACUGAAACCAGUUCAUCUCCUACAACCGCUGAAGGUACUAGCUUGCCAACCUCAACUCCUAGUGAAGGAAACAGUCCAUUAACCAGUGUGCCUGUCAGCACCACAACGGUGGCCAUUUCUGAAACGAGCACACGUUCAACAACUCCUGCUGACACCAGCACACCUGUGACCACUUAUUCUCAAGCCAGUUCAUCUCCUACAACUGCUGACGGUGCCAGCAUGCCAACCUCCACUUACAGUGAAGGAAGCACUCCACUAACAAGUAUGCCUGUCAGCACCAUGCCGGUGGUCAGUUCUGAGGUUAACUUCCUUUCAACAACUCCUGUUGACUCCAACACACCAGUGACCACUUCUGCUGUUCCCAGUUCAUCUCCUGCAACCGUGGAAGGUACCAGCUUGCCAACCUCAUCUCCUAGUGAAGGAAGCACUCCAUUAACAAGUGGGCCUGUGAGCACCACAACGGUGGCCAGUUCUGAAACGAGCACAGUUUCAACAGCUCCUGCUGACACCGGCACACCUGUGAACACUUAUUCUCAAGCCAGUUCAUCUCCUACAACUGCUGACGGUGACAGCAUGCCAACCUCAAUUUAUAGUGAAGGAAGCACUCCACUAACAAGUAUGCCUGUGAGCACCAUGCCGGUGGUCAGUUCUGAGGCUAACACCCUUUGCACAACUCCUGUUGACACCAGCACACCUGUCACCACUUCUACUGAAGCCAGUGCAUCUCCUUCAACUGCUCAAGCACACGUGUCACCACUUCUACUGAAGCCAGUGCAUCUCCUACAACUGCUGAAGCACACCCAGCACAACCAGCAGAGGCUGCACUACUUCUGCAUCAACGCUUUCUGCAACCAGUACACCUCACACCUCUACUUCUGUCACCACCCGUCCUGUGACCCCUUCAUCAGAAUCCAGCAGGCCGUCAACAAUUACUUCUCAAACCAUCCCACCUAUAUUUCCUCCUGCUCACUCCAGUACACCUCCAACAACCUCUGCCUCCUCCACGACUGCUUUGGAGAUGGGUGCCAGAAUACGGCCUCUCGCUGCAAAAAUGGAGGCACCUGGGAUGGGCUCAAGUGCCAGUGUUCCAACCUCUAUUAUGGGGAGUUGUGUGAGGAGGUGGUCAGCAGCAUUGACAUAGGGCCACCGGAGACUAUCUCUGCCCAAAUGGAACUGACUGUGACAGUGACCAGUGUGAAGUUCACCGAAGAGCUAAAAAACCACUCUUCCCAGGAAUUCCAGGAGUUCAAUCAGACAUUCACGGAACAGAUGAAUAUUGUGUAUUCUGGGAUCCCUGAGUACGUCGGGGUGAACAUCACAAAGCUACGUCUUGGCAGUGUGGUGGUGGAGCAUGACGUCCUCCUAAGAACCAAGUACACACCAGAAUACAAGACAGUAUUGGACAAUGCCACCGAAGUAGUGAAAGAGAAAAUCACAAAAGUGACCGCGCAGCAAAUAAUGAUUAAUGAUAAUUGCUCAGCCAUGAUGUGUUUCAACACCACUGGCACCCAAGUGCAAAACAUUACGGUGACCCAGUACGACCCUGAAGAGGACUGCCGGAAGACGGCCAAGGAAUAUGGAGACUACUUCGUAGUGGAGUACCGGGACCAGAAGCCAUACUGCAUCAGCCCCUGUGAGCCUCGCUUCAAUGUCUCCAAGAACUGUAACUUCGGCAAGUGCCAGAUGUUUCGAAGUGGACCCCGGUGCCUCUGCGUGACCACGGAAACUCACUGGUACAGUGGGGAGGCCUGUAACGAGGGCACCCAGAAGAGUCUGGUGUAUGGCCUCGUGGGGGCAGGGGUCGUGCUGAUGCUGAUCAUCCUGGUAGCUCUCCUGAUGCUCGUUUUCCGCUCCAAGAGAGAGGUGAAACGGCAAAAGUACAGAUUGUCUCAGUUAUACAAGUGGCAAGAAGAGGGCGGUGGACCAGCUCCUGGGACCUUCCAAAACAUUGGCUUUGACAUCUGCCAAGAUCCGAAUUCAGAGGCCUCAGGUAAUGACGACAUCAUUUUAAGGCAUGGAGCUGAGAAGUCUGGGAGUGAGGAGAUCCCAGUCCGGCUAAGCUUGGUGGAGCAUUUUCCCAUUGAGAGCCUUCCAUGGGAACUCAAUGUUCCCAUUAACAUAAAAUCGGAUGCUUUUGGGGUUGAAGACAACAAGAGAGAGAUUUGCAGUGGAAAGAGGACCAUUCCUUGA
Molecule: messenger RNA, 7233 nt
Organism: Gorilla gorilla gorilla (western lowland gorilla)
Lineage: Eukaryota; Metazoa; Chordata; Mammalia; Primates; Hominidae
Gene: MUC17
Product: mucin 17, cell surface associated
Exons: 13
Coding region: 1-7233 (2410 amino acids)
Source: RefSeq, a predicted model, not a curated record